Molecule: messenger RNA, 837 nt
Organism: Patiria miniata (bat star)
Lineage: Eukaryota; Metazoa; Echinodermata; Asteroidea; Valvatida; Asterinidae
Product: perlucin-like protein
Exons: 2
Coding region: 17-496 (159 amino acids)
Source: RefSeq, a predicted model, not a curated record
UACAUCGAAGCCAACCAUGAACCGACUUCUUCUUGUCUGCGUGUUUCUUGUGGCUGCCACCGCUGCAGUGAGCGCCGGGUGUUCCCCGGGUUACAAACAGCGUCAGGGGGGCAACUGCUACAAGUUGUACGGUCCGAAUUGGGAGUGGUGGCAAUAUGCCGACCAUAUCUGCUCAGCAGAUGGAGCCUGGCUGGUGACCAUUAGAAGCGAGGCGGACAGUGUGUGGGUUAACAACUUCUUCGCAGACAACAGGCGCCACAUGUGUCCAGAUUGGUACUGGAUUGGAGCCACCGAUAUGGCACAUGAGGGAACCUGGAGGUGGACAGAGGAUGGCAGCCUACUCGACUAUGUCAACUGGAUGUCUGGCGCCCCGAACAACGACGGAGACGAGGACGCGGUGGAGGUUUACAGUGGAACCCGCAAGUGGAACGACAACAAAACGAGCGGAGUCUGGUCUUCCAAAAUCUGCUUCAUCUGCGAGAAGAAACCAAAUUAAAAACAAAAUUACGACAUGAUCACUUGAAAUUCAUUUCCAAUGACGAAAGCGAAAAUUGGUACUGAAUUUUGAAAAAAAACAUUCCUUUUAAAUUUAUCUUGAAAGUUCAUGAUUUGUCACAAAAUCCCGGUGAUUUGUCGUAGGAGGACAUAGGCAUAUGGACUAACAUUUUGGAAAUCAUAUGACUGUUUCAAAUAGAAUAAGGGAUUUGAAAAAAAAAGCUACACAUUUCUAAAAACCGAAUUUUCAACAAAAUCAUGAAGACCAAAUCAUUUGUGUGCUUAUCAAUACAUUGAUUAAUUUUUCAUCUGCUUUAUAAUGUAGGCUAAGGUUCUAAGCAU